This is a messenger RNA of Closterium sp. NIES-65, 579 nucleotides long. Lineage: Eukaryota; Viridiplantae; Streptophyta; Zygnematophyceae; Desmidiales; Closteriaceae. The record is from the annotation of a GenBank genome assembly.
AUGGCUGCUGAGAGAGCGUUGGGGCCACUGAUUGAAGUGGUCAAGGAGGCGGUGCUGGCAGCAGUGAGAGAGGAGUCGGCUGCACACAAGGAGGAGGUGAAUGAGCUGCGGCACAUGUUGGCAGGAGUGAAAGGGGAGUUGGCUGAGCUCAAGCAGUCAACUAAGUUGCAGCUGGAGGAAGCGGAGCAAAAGCGAGUGGCGGAGAUGAAAGGGAAGGUGGAGGAGAAGGAGAGGCAGCUGGCAGCAGUGAAGAGGGAGCUAGCUGAGCAUAUCAAUGCUGGCAUGAAGUUGGAUGUUGACCAGAAGAUUAGCCAGAGUGCAGGUGAUCAGAAGACUGCAUGGGAGGUGAGUAAGACUGCAUGGGAGGUGAGUAAGACUGCAUGGGAGGUGAGUAAGACUGCAUGGGAGGUGAGUAAGACUGCAUGGGAGGUGAGUAAGACUGCAUGGGAGGUGAGUAAGACUGCAUGGGAGGUGAGUAAGACUGCAUGGGAGGUGAGUAAGACUGCAUGGGAGGUGAGUAAGACUGCAUGGGAGGUGAGUAAGACUGCAUGGGAGGUGAGGUAUGCGUGCUUUGACUGA